AUGGAAGCGUCUCACUUCAGUUCUAACCCGUACUUCUGGCCUUCUAUCCCCACAGUCUCAGGGCAGAUUGAAAACACAAUGUUCACCAACAAGAUGAAGGAUCAGCUAUUGCCAGAAAAGGGCUGUGGACUGGCGCCACCUCACUCAGGGCUUUCUGAAAUGGAUGACCCUUAUGUCCUUGCCCCUGAUGACGACGACGAUGACUAUCAGAAAGACGGCAAGACCUGCUGGUGCCGGAUGCGCUCACUGACCUUCUAGUCAAAGCCGGAGAUGCAGAACUACUCCAAGUCACACACGGAGACCAAGCCCCAAAAGUCCCCACGCUGCUCCAAGACCUUCACCAGUAGCUCCUACCUGGCCCAGCAUAUCCGUGUCCACUCCAGGUCCAAGCCCUAUAGGUGUAACUCCUGUGAGAACUCCUUCCGCCGCUUCUCCCAUCUGCAGCAGCACAUCCAAAUCCACACCGGUGGUAGGCCAUACAAAUGUGCCUGCCCGAACUGUGAGAAGGCGUUUACACAACCCUCCAGUCCGCAGUCUCACAGACGGCAGCACAACAAAGAGAAACCCUCCAGGUGCUGCAAUUGUCACAGAACAUACCCAGAUGCAGCCUCAUUAGAGGGCCCCUUAUCUACACAGACGGUGAAGCACGCCAAGGUGUAUACUUGCACAAUCUGUAGUGGGGCUUACACAUCGGAAACGUACCUUAUGAAGCAUACGUACAAACAUAAGCCUCCUGAUCUUCAGCAACACGGGAAAGCAGAGGCGGCAGCAGCAGCAGUGGCCCAGGCCCAGGCUCAGGCUCAGGAUCUGCUCUGGCCUCACAUCUUGUCCAAUGUAGGUGCUCACCUGUCUCUCUUCUCGUCCUCAAAGUUGGGGCUGAUAGAAGGCUAUCGGCUGGUCCUCCCAGAUAACAGAGAGGGAAGUUCUAAAUGCAACCAACCUUCCAUUCUACGCUUACCUGUAAAAGAACAGUCUCUGCAUGUGGCCUGA
Myodes glareolus (Bank vole) is the source of this 990-nucleotide messenger RNA. The record is from RefSeq and is a predicted model, not a curated record. NCBI's taxonomy places the organism in Eukaryota, Metazoa, Chordata, Mammalia, Rodentia, Cricetidae.